CGUGGCCACGCGCAGGCGCGGUGCGCGCCGGGGCGGCGGCGGCGGGGGCGGCCAUGUCGGUGCAGGAAGACCCGGUGCAGCGGGAGAUCCACCAGGACUGGGCCAAUCGCGAGUACAUCGAGGUGAUCACCAGCUCCAUCAAGAAGAUCGCGGACUUCCUCAAUUCCUUCGACAUGUCGUGCCGGUCGCGGCUGGCCACGCUGAACGAGAAGCUGACGGCGCUGGAGCGCAGGAUCGAGUACAUCGAGGCCCGGGUCACCAAGGGCGAGACGCUGACGUAGGCCAGGGCCGGCCCCGGGCCCCGCCGCCCCGCCGGAGCACCGCCGCCCCGCACCCUGCUCGGGGCCUGCCGCCGCCGCCGCCGCCACCGCCGCCUCUGCUUGUGUUGCCAAUAAACCGCUGUGCUCCUGCCCUGCUUGCUCUCUGCCUGCCUGCCUGGGGCUGCGCCGCGGGAUGCCCGGCUCCCCGCCACCGGCUUGGAUGUCAGAGCCUGCCCUUCCACCCGCCUGAGCCGCAGCGGCCGGGCCCUCGCUCCUCCCCACACAUGGGGGUUAUGAUGGGAGGGGGCGCACUCCAGGGGCUGCAGGCCUGGCUGCUGUCGGCACCGGGAGGCACCUGACCAGCCUUCAAGGUGCUUUGUGCUCCUGCUGGGGUCACAGCAGAAAAUCCGAUGAUCCCGAUGGUUUGGAGGGUGUCUCAGCCUUCACGUGUGCAUGCUGUCCGGGCUACGUGGGGACAGCAGGCUCGCCUGAUGUGGUGCACCUGCCGCAGGAGGGUGCCCUUUGCUGGCACCUGGGAAGAGGUGCUUAUCCUCCUCUCUGGGGAGGCAAGGAGAAGGCAAUCUCUCUUCCCUUCUCACCCCUCCUCCAUCUCAGUGGGCAUCUAGAGCCGCAGACUCACUGCUCAUAUUUAGUGUUUGUUGGGGAGUCCAUGGAGCUCGUGUCAGUAAAGGUCUUGCUUCCCAGCAGGCUUUAAAUGUCUUUGUAUGUUACUCUUAACUGAAAGCUCUCUUUUUUUCACGAUGGCAGCGUAACGUCUGCAGUGUUUGUUGGGCACCUGGGUAACCUGAUGUUCUUCUUUAUAUUUUUGAGGCUGGCUGGUUGGUCCUCAGCGUAGGUCCUCAAAGCUCACAGUUUUGUUCUCCAUAAAAAGCUCUGUGUUUUCCAUUGUUUGAAUAAGUGUUCCUCCAGCCUUUCCCUCAGCUCACCUAGCCAGUUAUGCUUUACUGUCGGGUUGGACUGCACAUCUGGGAGGCCUGGCUGCUGCUGGCGUAUAGUCUCAGCAGAAAUAAGUGCUGUAGCAACCUUGCAGAACUUAGAGUGGAGCAGCCAGGGAUCAUUGUACUUUUGCUCAGGGACGAUAUUAAAUUAUGAGAAAUAGUGCUGGUGUACAAGAUUGGUAGGUAGAGGGAAAGCACCUAUCUCUACUCGGAGAAAGUUGCUCUGUGGCCCAGGAAUGUCAAAAGUACACCCAUAGCCCAUACACUGCUUAUUCUGGGUGUGCUAGAAUGGAGUCCUGACAUCUCCAUCCUUGGAGAUAACUCGGUACUUGUCUGGACAAGGCCCUGAACAACUUGGUCUGACUUUGAAGUUAGCCCUGCUUUGGGGGGGAGUGGGGCUGAGGUAGAGACCACCAGAAGUCCCAGCCUAAAUUAUCCUAAGGUUCUUCACCCAAAGACUGAAUGGGAGGCAGAGGGUACCACAGACAUGUUUGUGACUGGGGCUGUACCAGGCUGACCUAUUCACUUGAGAUCAUUUCCUUGAUCCCGUUCCCAGCUAGCAGUGUGGUGUGCCUCUUCUGAUCCCUUCUUGGAUCUCCUCACACACCGUUACAACAGUUACCCAUUUGCCCUCUGUCUCCAGGGUUUCUUACAGGAGCAGGUGUUGCCCCACAGUCUGUGUGGCCAAAGCAGUUUCAGUGUAGGAAUCUGUCUUCUGGAGGGUACCGCUCCUCCCGGCACACGUGCUGGCACAGAGCUUGGGCACUGUGGGAUCAGCCUGUCUGGUUCAUCUCCCAGCAGGGAUGCCAGGUAGCUCGCUCCGGUACGGAGUUCUGCCCUUUGUGUUUCCCUUUCAGGAAGUCUCAGUAGUUCCCUAGGCUCUGUAGUACUAGGCUCUCUGGUUUGGGUGCCGCCGAUCCAGGAUAAACCACACCACCAUCUCUGGGAGGUGGAGAAACCUUCUGGUCCUCAGGCUGAUGCUGCUUCUUCCAGCAGUGCUGUGGUCUGCAGCCCUGUGGUAGAUGGAUCUUUGAUAUUUUUGAUUGUUUUAAAAGACUGAGGAAUUCUGCUUGCCUUUUUUUGUUGUACUGUGUCUUUUUAAGAAUAUGAUGCCCCAGGAACCCACAUUAAACUUUUCUGGAGUGGA
Molecule: messenger RNA, 2366 nt
Organism: Falco peregrinus (peregrine falcon)
Lineage: Eukaryota; Metazoa; Chordata; Aves; Falconiformes; Falconidae
Gene: BRK1
Product: BRICK1 subunit of SCAR/WAVE actin nucleating complex
Exons: 3
Coding region: 54-281 (75 amino acids)
Biological process (GO): actin filament organization; regulation of actin polymerization or depolymerization; cell motility
Cellular component (GO): SCAR complex
Molecular function (GO): protein-containing complex binding
Source: RefSeq, a predicted model, not a curated record